GUGUAAAUAACUUUGACUCUUGAAGGUGAACUUAUCUUUUAAAAAGUUGCAAUUAGGAGGAGACGAACGGCUGUAAGGCUUCGAUACCGCCGAUAUACAGACCUAUAACUUUUUCGCAGUCGUCCUAUCACCUGUCGAGUGUUCGUUCGACCAAAAAGGCGGCGGACCAGAUCCGGAGCUUCCACGCCUUGCACACUCCGCCAUCACCCGCCUAAUUUCGGCCUUCUACACCGCCGUGACUGUCCAUUCCCGGCUGUGGACUAGGUAUGGCUGGGGAACAACCCUUUUCGAACCGAUUCGACGCUCUGAGGCCGGAUCGAAACCCAGAGCAGAACAUAAAAUCGAAGACCCGGCGUCCUCGGCGGCGGCGUGCUGGCCCCACAACGUCGAAGGAUGCCGCCCCUUCCUAUUCCCCCUUCCCAACGACUCCUCUCUGUAACAGCAGGAGCUAUUACACUCCCCCUUCAACUGGCCCUUCAUUCCACACCGGAGAAAAGCUGUACUCGGAACUAGUCUUCUCGCCUCAGUCGCAAUCGCACUAUGAUGGCUCAUGGGCUGCUGGAUCUGGAGGGUUUCACUUGCCGUUGCCUUUCGAUGAGAGAAGCAUUCCGCUCUGGAGUGAAGGACUGUACACCAGUGCAGACCUCGGACGAAAAAGGGACCUGUCCCAGGACCUGCCCCCUGGGACAGUUGCGCUGGCGGAUGUAGAAAAUCCGUUUUCUUCGAUUCCCCACCCUGGAUUUGGCGAACAAUAUGAUGUUUGGGGGUUCGACCGAGCUCCUCUUACUGAUCCUUCGUCAGACGUCGUUUUUCCGCCUAUUCCUGCGCCAGGUCCGGAGAACUUGGAUCCACGUCUUGGAGUGGUUUCACCGGCAAUUCCUCUCGCCAGUAGUAACGUCGAUGAUGACACCGGUUGGACGACAGUAAAGAGCUCGAAACGAAGUCGACGGAACCCAUGGAUAGAAAACGGCUAUGCGUGUGAUACCUGCCCAAAGAAGUUCAACAGAGAGUGCGAUCUUACAACACAUAAGAAGCGACACUCCCCGAAAACAGAACGGGAGCACAAAUGCCUGGAGCCCAAUUGCAACAAGAGUUUCUACUAUCCAAAAGACCUCGAGAAGCACAUGCACUCUCACUAUCCUGCCGGCCGGCCGCUAUACCGCUGCGAGAUUUGCUCCAAGGAAUAUUUACGGAAAGACAAUCUCGGAAGACACCUAAAAGAUGCGCAUCAGGAUAUGGUGGUUAUUCAAUCAAGGAGACCAAGAAAGCGACUCUCAGGAGUACGGACAGUGGCAACGGCCAUUGAGUUGAACGGUUGGCAGGCUCACACUGUCUGUGUUCAUCUGUCUUGACGCCGUCGACCGCUCAUUGUUUUGUUUAUUGAUGGAGGCUUUGAUACACUUGCGUCUGCUUUUGAGACUGCUGGUAGCUAUGUCAUCCCUCUCAAUGUUCUCCACCUGUAUCGCUCGAGGGCUGAACUGCGAUCUGACUG
Eremomyces bilateralis CBS 781.70 is the source of this 1492-nucleotide messenger RNA. RefSeq lists its product as uncharacterized. NCBI's taxonomy places the organism in Eukaryota, Fungi, Ascomycota, Dothideomycetes, Eremomycetales, Eremomycetaceae. The transcript has 3 exons. The coding region runs from base 267 to 1352 and encodes 361 amino acids. Gene Ontology annotation, molecular function: DNA-binding transcription factor activity; RNA polymerase II cis-regulatory region sequence-specific DNA binding. Gene Ontology annotation, biological process: regulation of transcription by RNA polymerase II. The record is from RefSeq and is a predicted model, not a curated record.